AUGAAGAUACCGAUAGUCACUGCUAUGUUGGCCCUGGACGCUCAGUGGACACGACGGCCCCGUGCCUUGACACGACAUGUGGAACAUUUAUCGAAUGGCAGCAAAAAAGCCGACGCUGCCGACCGCGAACAAUACGUCGAAUACAUGUGCGGUGACGGACGGGGCGUCUGCGAGGGAUGGGAGGAGCAUGAACGUGAAUUCCACGCCGGAAAGGACGGCAAAGUGUUAUAUGGACAGAUGCAUUGCUGUCAUGGGGAUUACUGUAAUCGGCCCAACAAGACGCUACUCGAAAUAAGUCGGCAGAAAACCAGAAAAGACUAUAUAAGUGAUUCUGAAGAAGACAAAGACGAUUCGGAAGAAACAUCCACUGCGAACGAGCCAGGAUCUUCUAGUUUCUGCACAUUUUUCCUUGUGAUUAUCGCCUUGAUAAACUUGCUG
Molecule: messenger RNA, 438 nt
Organism: Mesorhabditis spiculigera
Lineage: Eukaryota; Metazoa; Nematoda; Chromadorea; Rhabditida; Rhabditidae
Source: the annotation of a GenBank genome assembly